AGUGUCGGCCCUCUUCUCCGAGUUACACCGGUUUCUCUUCUCCGCCCCGCCCGAAAUCGGAAACCCCAGAUUCCCAAAUCCUCUAAUUGGCUGAUUUCGAGCUUCUUGAACAAUUUCAUCUGUUAUAGUAUGAUGAGGAGCUUAAUUGGAUACUAGCUUGAAGUAGAGUUCAGUGUAGAGGUCUUUGAGGGUUAUAAGAAGCAGCUGCAAACAUUAUAUAUCAUUUAUUUAAAAUGUCUUGUGAAAAUGUAGAACCAACUGGGGUUGGCAGCCAGAGUCAUCAAAAUGCUCUCCCUCCUAUUAGUGAAAGUUCUCCAAAUCUUGAUGAUGAUGGCGAUGGCGAUGAGGAUGCAGCAGAAGAAGGGGUGGAUGAUGAAGAGGAUGAGGAAGAGGAUGUAGAUUUCAACCCCUUUCUAAAGGAAACUCCUUCACCAGAUGCUUCUUCUAGUUUAAGCUCUGAAAUUGAGGGUUUGGAUGGGGAUGUUGACAACAGGGCAAAAAGUCACAACAUUACUGCUGGUAAUUCGUCAAAGCUUGCUAAGAGCAAGGUGCAAAGCCGUGAUAUUGAAGAUUCUGAGCAUUGCGAGGAGGAAACUGUGAUGCAAAGUGGUUCCCCUGGACUGCAAAAUACUCUUCCCAGGAAACAUAAUAAGAGAAAAUCUUCUUCUAUUGCUGAACCUGAAAGAGAAAAGGAAAACUGGUCAAGCAAGGGACUUGAUGUUAAUGAUGGUAUUGUAGGAGUGUUGAGUAAUGCAGCUCAUUCCCAAAAGCCCAUGCUGAACUUAGAUGAUGAUGAAGAUGAUGCUAUCUGCAAGCGCACUCGAGCUCGCUAUUCCCUUGCCAGUUUCACACUUGAUGAACUUGAGGCUUUUCUUCAGGAAACAGAUGAUGAUGAUGAUGUUAAAAAUGUUGAUGAUGAAGAAGAGUAUAGGAAAUUUCUUGCAGCUGUGCUACUAGGGGGAGAAGCUGACAAUCAGUCAGCCCAAGAGACUCAAAAUGUAGAUGAUGAAGAUGAGGAAAAUGAUGCAGAUUUUGAAAUAGAACUUGAAGAGGCACUUGAGAGUGAUUAUGAUGAAGGUAUAGUGGAAAAGACACAAGCAAAGCCAAAUGAUAGAAUGGGACGGCGGCCAGAGACGAGACAGAAUAGACGGCAAAAGGCAUCUGCCCAAUAUGAGAGGAAGCUUUUAGAACAGACAAAGAGGCCUUUACGUCCCCUCCUACCAAUCAUGCCUGGUGGACCACUUAUACCUAUCCCUAGUCCUAAUCAGAAAACUUGGAUGCCUGAGUUUGAAGCAAAUCGUGUGUCUUCUGCAGGAGAUGGUUUAAUAAAUGGAUUUACUCCAUAUCAGAUAGGCCAGUUGCAUUCCUUGAUACAUGAGCAUGUGCAACUUCUUAUUCAAACAUUUUCUCUUUGUGUUCUUGAUCCUUCUCGGCAAGACAUUGCGUCCCAACUUCAAGGCUUGAUUCUUGAGAUGCUUCACAAACGUGAUGAAGUAAUAGCAUGCAGAAGUAAGCCAUAUCCCAAUAUUUUAUUUAGCCCUCCAUAUCUCUGCUCAUCAGUGCCAGAAGAAGUCCCUCAAGUUGGUCCAGCACGGUGCACCUCUGAAUCAUCUACAGUUAAUGCCCAAGGAGUUUGUGCAACUCAAAAUAUCCAAAUGCCAACUCCACAAAACAUUUCUUCUAGAGGACAAGAUGGAUACGUUUCUAACAGUCAAUUGUGCCGUGCUUGGGUGCCUUCUGUACAUUGUCCAGUAUUAUCCAUUCUGGAUGUUGCUCCACUUAGCUUGGUUGGUAGAUAUAUGGACGAUGUUUAUGCUGCUGUGCGGGAGUAUCGUCAGCGUCAUGUGGAAAGUAGCUCUGAUGCUCGCAAUGAAAAGGAGCCUCUCUUUCCUCUUCCUUCAUUUUCAUCAGAGUCAGAAACUAAUAGUGAAGUGUUAAGAAGCAGUACUCUCUCAGCAGCAAAUACAGUGCCAUCAUCAGCCAGUCAACAACCAUCUAAGAAGACACUGGCUGCUACUCUUGUUGAAAGAACCAAGAAACAAUCAGUUGCUGUAGUUCCAAAGGAAAUUGCUAAGUUAGCACAAACAUUCUUUCCACUGUUCAAUCCGGCAUUAUUUCCUCAUAAGCCACCACCUUUGGCUGUUGCAAAUCGGGUUCUUUUUACUGAUGCAGAGGAUGAAUUAUUGGCCCUGGGCUUGAUGGAAUUUAACUCAGAUUGGAAGGCGAUUCAACAGCGUUUUCUUCCCUGCAAAAAUGACCAUCAGAUUUUUGUCAGGCAGAAAAACCGCUGCUCUUCAAAAGCACCUGAAAAUCCCAUUAAGGCAGUUCGGAGAAUGAAAACAUCUCCAUUGACUAUGCUAGAGAUACAGGGCAUCCAGGAGGGGCUCAAGGUUUUUAAGCUUGACUGGAUGUCUGUUUGGAAAUUCAUCGUGCCGCACAGGGAUCCAUCCUUGUUACCCCGGCAGUGGCGCAUUGCCCUUGGAACACAAAAGUCAUAUAAGCUAGAUGAAGCCAAGAAGGAGAAGCGAAGGUUAUAUGAAUUAAAAAGGAGGAAGCAGAAAGCUGAUGUGGCUAACAUGCAACAUGCCUCUGAUAAAGAGGAGUGUCAGGCUGAAUGUACUGGUGGAGAGAAUUGUAGUGGAGAUGAUAACAUGGACAAUGGAGAUGAAUCCUAUGUUCAUGAGGGAUUUUUAGCUGAUUGGAGGCCAGGAACAUUGACAAGUAUUUCUUCUGAAUGCUCUAACAUUAGAGACAAAAACCUUCCUGAUGAUCUGCUGCCACAGGGUGAUCACAUCAGACAACAACCAAAUAUUGCCGUAGUGGGAAGAGCCCUGACUGGCAAUGUACAUGGGUCUCCAUAUGCAUUAAACUAUUCCCAGCAUCCCUACACCUUGUCCCAUUGUGCCUCUAACACCUUGCAGCCAAGCAAUCCAGUUCCUAGUAUGACAUGGAAUUCCUCCAAAUCUCAAAUCCAUUUACGUCCCUAUAGGGCUCGUAAAUCUAAUCCACAUGUAGUGAAACUAGCACCCGACUUACCCCCUGUGAAUCUUCCACCCUCUGUUCGUGUAAUCCCCAAGUCAGCUCUUGAAAUCAGUCAGCAUGGAGCCUAUAACAAGGUAUCUGCCUCUGGAGCUCGUGGUAUUAAUUCGCUGGCAGGAAAUAUGGUACUUCCACAUCCUCAACAUCAAAGGCCAGCAACCAGCUAUUCAGUAAAAGUUACAAGAGAUACAGCUAAUUCAGCGAAGGAAAAAGUUACAAAUUCUUGUGCAGAAUCUGGGGUUGGGAAGGAGAGAUGUGUUGAUGAAAGAAGCAAUGAUUCAGAUCUUCAUAUGCAUCCUUUGCUGUUCCAGAACCCUGAAGAUGGACGACUGCCAUAUUAUCCAUUAAAUGCUGGCACUGGUGCAUCUAGUUCAUUCAGUUUCUUUUCUGGGAGUCAGCCUCAACUGAACCUUAGUCUCUUUUAUAAUCCCCAGGUAGCCAACCAUGUUGUCAAUGGUUUAAAUAAAUCUUUAAGGAUGAAGGAAUCUUCUUCAGCAGCAUAUGGCAUUGAAUUCCAUCCACUAUUGCAAAGGACUGAUGACACGAAUAAUGAACUACAGACUGCAUGCGUAACUGCACGACAUCCAUCUGUUGGUUUGGAAGGCAAGUCUGCUCAACUCCAAAGUCCUUCCAAUGAUGUUCAGACAAAGACAAUAGUCCAUUGUUCCCCAGUUCGGAUGGGCUCUAGACCUUCCAGCCCUAAAGAGAAAAUUAAUGAACUAGACUUGGAGAUCCAUCUCAGUUCUUCAUCCACAAAGGAAAAUAUUGUUGUAAGUAGGCAAGUGACUGCACAUCCAACAAGGUUAAUCGCUAGUUUACGGAAUCCUGAGAAUGCAAUAGAGACUGGUGACACUGCUGGUCUAUCCAGUGAUAAUCCUGAUUCAAAUAUCCAUGCAUCAGUUGCACCGAGCAAAGAGAUUGGUAAAUGCAACAUUGAUGAUACAAGUGACCAUUCUCAUCCAGGUAUUGUGAUGGAACAGGAGGAGUUAAGUGAUUCUGAUGAAGAGGUUGAAGAACAUGUGGAAUUUGAAUGUGAGGAAAUGACUGAUUCUGAUGGAGAGGAAGGUUCAGGCUCUGAGCAAAUUGCUGAGGUGCAAGAUAAGGAAGGCCCUAGUUUUUUGACAGAAAAGGUUGCAACAGAUGCUGAUGGUGAUGAUCAGCAAUUGGGGGUAAAUACUCCUGGUCGCUCUAAAGGCAAAUUUUUUGUCCCCAGACAGCAAACCCCACCUUUCUUAAAGUUGGGAUUGGCACACCCAAGGAAGGAUACAAGUAAUUCAUGGCUGAGCUUAGAUUCAUGCACAGCAACUCCCACAUCACACUCAAAGCCUAAGAAUGAAGGGAGUACAACAAAAAAGGGUCCUGCUGCAAAAAAUUUGAUAUCAAAUCGCUCAAGUAGAUCCUCCAAGCAGAAAUCACCAACUGUGAAAAAGCUGCGGGAGCAUGAUAUAGACAUGGCAGAACGGCUUAGCCUGGGUCCUCUUUCUAUUCGAACAUUGAGGAAACCGCGGAAGCGUGCAAGUCGGGCUAACACUGGUUUGAACAUUGGAAUGAAUAUGGAAAGCUCCAAAAAUGAUGUUAAAGAAGAUGUUUAGGUGAUUCAUCUGAACUGGCUGCUCAUUUCCCUCUGGAUGCGCAACCUAGUCAGCAUAUUAGAUGUUAAACUCAAAGCUAAGAUAUUCCUGAGGCAUGGAUGGUUGAUCCCUUGCCGGGAAGUUUUGGAAACUUGCUUUGUGCAACGUCUUUGAGGAAGCUCCUGCUCUCUAGGCUCUUCACGGCUUAACCCCACUUCUGUCUCAUUGUAUAUAACCUUUUUCUGCAUUCUGGAUUCUGGUGUAUAUGGUUGGUAUAUAGGCCAUUUAAAUGGAAAU
Molecule: messenger RNA, 4907 nt
Organism: Rubroshorea leprosula
Lineage: Eukaryota; Viridiplantae; Streptophyta; Magnoliopsida; Malvales; Dipterocarpaceae
Source: the annotation of a GenBank genome assembly